Molecule: messenger RNA, 519 nt
Organism: Ordospora pajunii
Lineage: Eukaryota; Fungi; Microsporidia; Ordosporidae
Product: putative calponin
Exons: 1
Coding region: 1-519 (172 amino acids)
Biological process (GO): actin filament organization
Cellular component (GO): actin cytoskeleton
Molecular function (GO): actin filament binding
Source: RefSeq, a predicted model, not a curated record
AUGGAGACUGAUCAGCAGCAGAAGGAGAUAAUUGGAUGGGUUGGGCAGGUUCUUGGAGAGAACAUGGAGGGAGCUGGGUUUCACGAGCUUUUCAAGGAUGGAGUAAGACUCUGCAGGUUUCUGUGCAAGGUGGCGUCACUCAACAUCAGGUACAAGCAGUCGAACCAGAUAUUUGUACAAAGAGAAAACAUAUGCUCGUUCAUCAAUGGACUGAAGACAUUGAAUAUGAAUGAAUACGAGCUAUUUCAGACGAACGACUUGUUUGAGGCAAAAGAUCUGAGGCAGGUUGUUAUCUGUAUGUAUGCACUGAGCAGGCAGCUACAGAAAGAAAAGAGAUUUGAAGGCCCGUUUAUUGGGCCGCACCUUGCCACCAAAUCAAAGAUUGAGUUUAGCCAGGAAAUGCUUGACAGAAGCAAAUAUGCAAUCCAUCUGCAAAUGGGAUAUUCAGACCCUGAGGUGUUUGGAGAGCCUAAAGCGGUGCCUAGCACCGUUGAUGACCUGAAAACAGAUGGCUCUUAA